GCACCACACAAAUCCAGUGGGCACCGAAUGGAGGUGGAAGAUGGACCAGCCUGAAAUGAUCUUAAAGGAAGCCAUUGAAAACCAUCAGAACAUGAUUAAGCAGUUUAAAGGAGUACCAGGUGUCAAAGAAGAACGUUUUGAAGAGGGGAUGAUGGUAAAGCACUGUGCGUUGUCCCUUGUGGGAGAACCCAUCAUGUACCCAGAAAUCAAUAGGUUUUUGAAACUACUCCACGAGUGUAAAAUCUCCAGUUUCCUGGUCACAAAUGCACAAUUCCCUGUGGAAAUCAGUAUAAAGGUUAAAGGAAAAGCAUUAAGAAGUUGUGGCUACUACAACUUGCAUGUGUUUGUGGAGGUCGUCAUUGCUGAGAAACUGAAUACCGGCUACGGAGGCCGUCAGACUGGUAUUUGGACUCCGCAAUUCUCCUUUCCUGUCCUCUGCUUUGGCCUGCAGUUCUUCACGCUUUACCCAAACAUGACAGAUAAUGAGAAUUACUACAGGAUCUUGAAAAAUUACAGUUUCUUAUUCCUAGUGGGAUUUGAAAAUCUGCAUUUUAAGCAUCCCAAGUGA
Molecule: messenger RNA, 568 nt
Organism: Leptonychotes weddellii (Weddell seal)
Lineage: Eukaryota; Metazoa; Chordata; Mammalia; Carnivora; Phocidae
Source: RefSeq, a predicted model, not a curated record